AAUAAUAAAUGCGCUUAGCCCUAUUUUAUUGGUGAUUUGGGUGAAAUUAAUCUUCCGUCUUGAGUGUAGAGGAAGGAGAUGGAGGUGCAGAAAACGAAGCCCAUGACGCUCCAUCAAUUGUCAUUUGAGCGAAACAACAGUUUUGUCAAUGCCUUACAGGAGCUUAAGAACUUGAGGCCGCAACUUUAUUCUGCAGCAGAGUUUUGUGAAAAAUCUUACCUUUAUAGUGAGCAGAAACCAAUGGUCUUUAUCAAUCUAAAAGAUUAUGCUGCUAGAGCUCUUGUCAAUGCUGUUGAUCACCUAGGCACUGUUGCUUACAAAUUGUCUGAACUCCUUGAGCACCAAAGCUUAGAUAUUUCAAUCAUGGAGUCAAAGAUCGCAUGUUUAAAUCAGCAAUUUCUUACAUUCCAAAUGUAUGCGGUUAAAGAAGGCCUCAGGAGACAUCAGCUACUAGCAAUCAUCCCGAGGCAUCAGAAACAUUAUACUUUAUCAAAUUCUCUCAGCAAGAAAGUGCACUUUAGCGCACAGAUUCAGAUGGAUCCUGGGCAACAUAUGCAAUCAAGUUCAUUGCUUUGUCCUUCAGAUGUAGGUACCCCUGCUACAAAUUCUCUUUCCAGGAAUCUAGCAUUAGAAACCAAAUCAGCUUUGAAAGAGGCUUUGUAUGCAUUCACAAGUUGCGAGGACAUAAAAGGUUCUGAAAGAGCAUCUGGUGCUUCAGAAACCAAGUCAACCCUGAAAGAGGCUUUGCGUGCAUUCACAAGUUGUGAGGACAUAAAAGGUUCUGGAAGAGCAUCUGGUGCAUCAGAAACCAAGUCAACUUUGAAAGAGGCUUUGCGUGCAUCCAUGAGGCUAGUCAUUUGUGAGGACACAAAAGGUUCUGAAAGAGCAUCCGGUGCGCCCAACAUGUUGGUUUUAUUGACAGAUGGUGAAGAGAUCAAUAGGGCAAAAGCCUCAGCAGAUCCUCCUCAAUCAACGAAUGUAGAUUCUGCAUCUAGUGUAAGGAUGCAAGCGUUGGGCCUCUUAGGGCGGAUUAUGUGUGCAUGUAUGAUACAUGACGCUCUUGCCUGAAGUAUCGUCUAUCAGUAGUAUCUGCCAAUUUAUUGCUGCUCAGCUCUGUAUAAUCAGUACAUUAUAUUCAAAGGAAAACUGUUUUGUUUUGCAGAAAGCUCUGGCGGGCUCUAAACCAAUGUUGCGAUGCCGAUCAUUGGAAGAUUGUCCAGGCAUGCAUUCCUUCUGCUUUCUUCGUCAAGCAGAAGAGAUCAAAAUUGAAGACUGGUACUGCAAUGACAUAAAGUGUUAUUGCCUUAGGAAUGCAGGAUAUGUAUAUGGAUAUAUAGUACUGCUUUCUGUCACUUCUUUCAAAGACUCUUGGUUAAUAAUAUCUGUAAUUUUUUCCUGUGUAUUUGCAAAUGCAUACCUGAUAUUUGCACUACUUUUCUCAUGUGUGUAUUGCCCUAAAGAUUAUAAAGAGUUUAUAGCAAUUGGUGUUUA
Messenger RNA from Ipomoea triloba (trilobed morning glory), 1491 nucleotides. RefSeq names its product protein ABIL1-like. The coding region runs from base 79 to 1068 and encodes 329 amino acids. The transcript is spliced from 11 exons. The record is from RefSeq and is a predicted model, not a curated record. Lineage: Eukaryota; Viridiplantae; Streptophyta; Magnoliopsida; Solanales; Convolvulaceae.